GUUGAAUACACAGACUGAUACAGCAGCCCUUGCCACUACAAGCUCUCAUUCAACUAAGUCUCAAACAUCAGCUCCAACAACAGCCCCUGCCCCUAUAAGCUCUCCUUCAAAUGAGUCUCCUGCUACAACAGCCCUUGCCACUACAAGCUCUAAUUCAACUGAGUCUCAAACAUCAGCUCCUAUAAACCCUGUCACUACAAGCUCUCCUUCAACUCAGUCUCAAACAUCAGCUUCUCAAACAACCCCUGCCCCUGAAAGCUCUCCUUCAACUGAGUUUCAAACAUCAGCUCCUACAACAACCCCUGGCCCUAGAAGCUCUCCUUCAACUGAGUCUCAAACAUCAGCACCUACAAGUUCCUCUAACAACACUGGAAUGAUUGUUGGUGUAGUUUUGACAGUGAUUAGUUUUUUCAUUGUCACUCUCAUUUUCUUCUUCUGUUCAAGAAGACAAACCAAAAAACAAUGUCCUGACAUCCUUAUACACACCAUUAGUAAUGUUGCUUUGAGAAUAGAAGAUUAUGAAAAGUACUUUAAGCGGAAACAUGCGGAUUCCAACUGUGGCUUUGCUGAGGAGUAUGAGGAUUUGAAAUCUGUUGGAAUGGCAGAGUCAAAGAAUGCUGCUCUGGCUAUUGAAAACAAUGAGAAGAACCGUUACAGCAAUGUGUUACCUUAUGAUUCUUCAAGAGUGAAGUUAUCAGUGUGUGGCGGUCCCUUUGAUGACUACAUCAAUGCCAACUACGUCCCAGGCUAUAAUUCGAGAAAAGAGUUUAUAGCAGCUCAGGGUCCACUGCCCGUCACAGUGAAUGAAUUCUGGAGAAUGGUCUGGGAGAAGAACGUCUACACCAUAGUGAUGCUGACCAGAUGCAACGAGAUGGGACGAGUGAAAUGUGAGAAGUACUGGCCAUCUGAGACUACUCAAUAUCAUAACAUUUCUGUGACGACCACCUCAGAGACAGAACUGGAGAGUUGGACCACAAGAGAUUUCAAAAUAAAAAAUGUGAAAAUAGCAGAAACUCGCUACAUACGCCAGUUCCACUUCACGGCGUGGCCAGAUCAUGGAGCUCCAAAGACCACUGAAAUCCUCAUUGAUUUCAGACACCUGGUGAGAGAACACAUGGACCAAUACUCAUCCCAUUCUCCAACUGUGGUGCAUUGCAGUGCCGGUGUGGGAAGAACAGGGACCUUCAUUGCCAUUGACCACCUGAUCUUCCAGAUUGAAAGAGACAGCAUGGUGGACGUCUACGGAAUUGUUAGUGAUAUGCGCAUGCACAGACCUCUCAUGGUGCAGACUGAGGAGCAAUAUGUUUACCUCCAUCAGUGUGCUUAUGACAUAAUUCGAUCAAGAACUGGAACCAACGUGGACUUAAUUUACCGAGCAGAGCUCAGUGUCUAUCAGAAUGUAAAAUAUCAGAAAUUGUAAAUGUAAAUGACCUCAGGAUGGCCCUUGUCCAAAUUUAAGACUGCAUAAGCUGCAUAAUUUUAAGUUUUAUACGUACAGUACAUAUACAGGUGCAUCUCAAUAAAUCUGAAUGUUGUGGAAAAGUUUAUUUAUUUCAGUAA
Labeo rohita (rohu) is the source of this 1560-nucleotide messenger RNA. RefSeq names its product receptor-type tyrosine-protein phosphatase eta-like. Gene Ontology annotation, biological process: protein dephosphorylation; negative regulation of MAP kinase activity. The transcript has 17 exons. Gene Ontology annotation, molecular function: protein tyrosine phosphatase activity. Lineage: Eukaryota; Metazoa; Chordata; Actinopteri; Cypriniformes; Cyprinidae. The record is from RefSeq and is a predicted model, not a curated record. The coding region runs from base 374 to 1420 and encodes 348 amino acids.